This is a messenger RNA of Geodia barretti, 2346 nucleotides long. The record is from the annotation of a GenBank genome assembly. NCBI's taxonomy places the organism in Eukaryota, Metazoa, Porifera, Demospongiae, Tetractinellida, Geodiidae.
ACGCAUGCGCACAAGACUUCAAUUAGCGUCACUUACAUUCCAUGACCACACUACCGGUUUUCUGUGUGCAAGUUGACAGUGAAGGCUGGUACCUGUUGUGGACUAAGCAAGGACAAAACGCGGCAUAGGAGACUGUGUAUAGGUAAUCAACACACAGCGUUCGGUAUACACGAGGUUCGGCCAAGACGCGCAGCCGGACAAAGACCGUUAUUUUGCCCGCACAUAGCUACAUCGGGACCGAGCGGUAGAUACACGAUGCCGUGCAGAACAGUGACAGUGGUCGCAGGGCUCGCCCUAUUUUCUCUCUCUACCGUGCUGGCUACGCCGGUAUCCAAGCCCUUGGCCUUUUUGCAUCACUCCAAUCAGGCCAUGUCCAACUUCCUGGACCGUAUAGCGGCAACGUGCCCCGACAUCACCAGAGUGUACACAAUUGGCUAUUCCGUCAAGAAUCAACCGCUCAAGGUAAUAGAGCUAUCCGACAACCCAGGCAUGCACGAACCCGGAGAACCGGAGUUCAAGUACGUAGCCAACAUGCACGGGAAUGAAGUCACUGGCAGAGAAACGCUCCUUCAUCUAAUCUAUGCUCUGUGUGUUGAAUACGGCAGCAAUGACAGGAUAACUAGACUGGUGGACAAUACUAGGAUUCACAUCCUGCCGUGCAUGAACCCCGAUGGCUACAACAAGGCACAUGUGGGCGAUGUUCAGGGGACCAAGGGUCGAGUAAACGAACACGGGAUGGACCUGAAUCGGAACUUUCUGGACCGAUUUCCAGGUCGUACCCAGCCGCACCGCGAGCCCGAAACUCUCGCCGUCAUGAACUGGAUUCACGAAUACCCGUUUGUCCUCUCUGCCAACCUCCACAAUGGGGCUCUAGUGGCUAACUACCCGUAUGACAACAGUCCCGCUGGACACCACAUGUACACCUACAGUCCCGAUGACGACAUCUUUCGGCAACUUGCACUGGCGUACUCUGAGGCCCACCCCACCAUGCACCUCGGCAAGCCCUGUCCAGGAGACAAGUCUGGUUUCAAAGACGGUAUCACCAACGGUGCGGAUUGGUACAGCGUUGAUGGCGGCAUGCAAGACUACAACUACCUAAACUCCAACUGUUUCGAGAUCACGAUCGAGCAGGGUUGCACCAAGUUUCCUCACGCUGUGGAACUGGAAAAUAUAUGGCGUAGCAACAGGGGGGCGCUGCUUACUUUCAUCGAGGAGGUGCACAAAGGGGUUAAGGGGUUUGUGGUUGAUUCCGAUGGGGCUGGUAUCCACAAUGCCACGAUUGAUGUGUCUGGUCGUGAACACAGUGUUCGCUCGGCAGCCGACGGCGAUUUCUGGCGCCUGCUUGUUCCCGGUGAGUACACUCUCUCCGUGUCGGCCAAGGGGUACCACGACGCCAAGAUCGACAUUUCAGUUGGGAGUGGAGCUGCGACAGAAGUGCAAGUAAUUCUCGUCCGCAGAAAUAGUGACACUGCAACAGACAACGGUGUUAUUGACAUUAGUGCUAGCAGUGAAGACGAUAAGGAAGGAAAUCUCUCUGAAACACCAACAGAUGAAGAUACAAACACGGCAGCCAGCGAUGACAAGCCAGAGGAAAACACCAACGAAUCUACAGCAACAACAACAACAAAUACAACGUCAUCUGCAACUACAACAACAACAACAACAACGGAAGAUUCAACGGUCGAAAACUCUUCUGGAUCUGGUGCUGCCGACAUGUCUGAAUCUAGCAGUGAUUCCAAUUCGACAGAAAACGACAUUGCUACUGCACAGAACGAGCCUGAAGGAAACUCACCCACUCACCGCAAAAGAAAACCACCAAUUGUGGCUGGAAUGACGAUGCUGGUCGUCAUAGUGCUCCUCGUGAUCGCCAUCUUCACCCUGUCGAUCUUGAUUGCCUACCAUGCUCGCGCCGGGCGCAACUCGCGCAACGGCUACCGGAAGGUCUCCGUGGAGGAUGACGCAGACAGCACUGUCAGUCCGUUCAGCAACAGCAACGAGAACAACAACACACUCGAGAGAGAGAAGAAAUACUCGCUGGCCUAUCAGACCCAGCACCGACUGCUAAGCGACGACGAAGAACAGGUAGUUUACUCAAGACCAGCGAUACUCCAAGACUCAGCUUGAAGCCCUUUCCGCUCCACCCCAGCACAACGAAAACGAAACACUCCAAUUCUCAUGAUUUUCAUGCUUUUUUGAUCCUUUUCACACGUACUCUUGUGUAUAGUAGGUACUUGGGAGUAUGUGGUUGUAAUUCCACGGUUAAUGAUUCAAAUUAUUGUUUUCUGAAUGAUUUGUCAGAGUGCCAAAUACACUCUUAGUGCAACUAGACAAAUACACCACAUUUUU